ACUUGAUGCCACAGGCUGGUUCUGCCCCUCGCUUGUAGAGCACAAACUUCUAGCCCUGACCAGGAUCCCAGACGGACUCUGUAGUUUUUUGUCUGGACAGUCUGUGAAUGUGCAAGCAGGUGUCUGGCUGGCUUUGUAUUAUCACAGCAGUUCUCAACCUGUAGGUCACAACCCCUCUGGGGAACGCCUAUCAGAUACUUAACAUUAUGAUUCAUAACAGUAGCAAAAUUACAGUUAUCAAGUAGCAACAAAAUAACUUUAUGGUUGGGGUCAGCACCGAGUGAGGUACUGUAUUAAACGGUCCCAGCAUUUGGACUAGGUCAUCAUUUUCCAUUCACUUGGAAUUAUUUAUUUUCAUAUAGAGAUACCAUUUUAUUAGUCAAUUAUCAAAGUUAAUCAUGCACCAUACAGGUCUGUCACAUCUGCUUAAUGAAUCUAUUCGGAAAAUAAUUUUCUUGAUGGAUGUGUCUGCUAGAUACCCUCCCCCCUUUUUUUUCUUGUCUUUUUAAAUGACUGAGUUCUGAAUUAGGGGCCUUGCCCAUCAUGAGGCACACAGUGAGGGUCAUGGCAAGUUUCCCAGGUCACCCAGGAAACCAGAACUUCCUCAUUCCAUUCUGCAUCUUCUCCCCCGGAAACCAACAGUUACCACCUACAGACAGCAGAUUGGAUACGCUGGAGAUGUGAUUUCGCAUCACGCAGUGGGGCUGUCCCGCCUUCUUCACCUUGGAAGGAUAACAUAGAGUGCUCAUCCUGUGACACAUGCCGUUGGAAAAUCUAGGACUUAACAGAUGCGCCACAUGUGGACCGCCAUGACAUGAAUACCCUCAGCCUACCCCUGAACAUACGCCGAGGUGGCUCAGACACCAACCUGAACUUCGAUGUCCCAGAUGGCAUCCUGGAUUUCCACAAGGUCAAACUCAGCGCAGACAGCCUGAAACAAAAAAUCUUAAAGGUGACGGAGCAGAUAAAAAUCGAGCAGACGUCCCGAGACGGGAACGUGGCAGAGUAUCUGAAACUGGUCAGCAGCGCCGACAAGCAGCAGGCUGGGCGCAUCAAGCAGGUCUUUGAGAAGAAGAACCAGAAGUCAGCCCACUCCAUCGCCCAGCUCCAGAAGAAGUUGGAGCAGUAUCACAGAAAGCUCAGGGAGAUUGAACAGAAUGGAGUGACCCGAAGCUCGAAGGACAUUUCUAAAGACAGCCUGAAGGAAAUACACCACUCUCUGAAGGAUGCCCACGUGAAAUCUCGAACUGCUCCCCACUGCCUGGAGAGCAGUAAAUCGAGCAUGCCAGGGGUAUCCCUCACGCCCCCCGUGUUUGUCUUCAACAAGUCCAGAGAGUUUGCCAACCUGAUCCGGAAUAAGUUUGGCAGUGCAGACAACAUUGCUCACUUGAAGAAUUCCCUAGAAGAGUUCAGGCCAGAAGCCAGCCCCAGGGCUUACGGUGGAAGCGCUACCAUCGUGAAUAAACCUAAGUAUGGCAGUGAUGACGAAUGCUCUAGUGGUACAUCCGGCUCGGCUGACAGCAAUGGGAACCAGUCCUUUGGGGCUGGUGGGGCCAGCACUAUGGACAGCCAGGAGAAGCUUGCCAAGAUCGUAGAGGAACUGAGGCAGAUCAAGGUGACCCAAACCCAGCUGGCGGAAGACAUUGAGGCACUGAAGGUGCAGUUUAAGAGAGAAUAUGGCUUCAUCUCUCAGACUCUGCAAGAGGAGAGAUACAGGUAUGAGCGACUUGAAGACCAGCUCCAUGACCUGACAGAGCUGCACCAGCAUGAGACAGCAAACCUGAAGCAGGAACUGGCCAGCGCGGAGGAGAAGGUGGCCUACCAGGCCUGUGAGCGCUCAAGGGACAUCCAGGAAGCCUUGGAAUCUUGCCAGACACGCAUCUCUAAGCUGGAACUGCAUCAACAGGAACAGCAGACCCUGCAGACAGAUGCUGUGAACGCCAAGGUCCUGCUGGGGAAGUGCAUCAAUGUGGUUCUGGCCUUCAUGACCGUCAUCCUGGUGUGCGUGUCCACCCUGGCCAAGUUCGUCUCGCCCAUGAUGAAGAGUCGCUCCCACAUCCUUGGCACCUUCUUUGCUGUGACUCUUCUCGCCAUAUUCUGUAAAAACUGGGACCAUAUCUUGUGUGCCAUAGAAAGGAUAAUCAUCCCAAGAUGAGCCACUGGUUCCUGCCUUCACAUCCUCUCAAGUUUUUAUUUUGAAGACAAAAAUUCUGUGCAUACUACCAAAAUUUCUGAAUGAACGGCUGUGCCAAAGAUGGCGAGAAGGACCAGAGCUGUGUGGUGUAAAUAAGUAGUCUCUUAACCCAGUAGCAGUUGCCAACACUGUCCCUGUUCGUGGUUAACAUGAAACUGUCCCAGAGUUCCCCUCGAGUGGCUCACUGCCUUAAUCAGAGCCAAUCUCCAGCCCGCCUGUCAAGCCCGGCGCGGUAAAGCCCUGGCGAUUGAGCACCAUGAUUGCUAACAGCUGGGUUCUGAGUUCCCCUGACCAGCAAGAAUAUGGCAGGACUCGGGCAAGUGAGCCAACACAAGUUCUGGCAGGGUUGAGCUGGGGGUCUAUAGAAGCUCAGUGAGUCUCUCUGUGAUCCAUCCCACUUGUCCACAGGUGGCUCUGUGUCCUACUAUGUACCCAGUGUUCACAGCGGUCAAUGAUAUAUAUCCUCAUAACAUGGAAAUCUUCUACCUGCUUAUCCAGCGAAAGUCUGCCUGACCCAUAGCACUGCACUUUACAAGGUAGACACUAGGAUUUACAGCCGGGCUUUCCUCUUCUUAUGCCCAGGGCACCACAUACCUGAUUUCAUCUUGCGUGGCUAGCAGUGCCCUGCCCUCGGAGCAUCUGGCUGGGCUAUUGUCAAACUGUAGCUUUGGUAACUUGGGGUCCUUCGAGCAUCCCUGGGGAGGCAAUGCUCUGGCGAUUGUUAACUGUGAUAAAUGCCCUUAGAGGAUGGGGAUGCACUUUAUGUGAUUCACUUUACUCGCAGGUCCACGGGGAUCAGACUGCAAAGCUUGUUCAGGAAAUGAAAACGAAUGACGCUCACGCUGCCCAGUUUUCUUUUUCUCAGAGACUGCAAAAUCAAACUUCAUAAAGCUUCUGUGUGCCAGGCAGGACAGUGGAGACCUAAGAGGGAUGUGAACUUUUAGGUCUAAUCGAAUGGUGGCUAGAUCAGUGGGAGCCCUUUACCCAGAUGAGAGGAGGAGAGGGUCCCUUAGGGACGUGAAAAGCACCAGGAAUAAAAUGAAGUGCCGUGCUGGAGCUGGGCUGCUGCCGUCUGUCUCUUAGGUACACAGAUAAGCUCUGAGGUCACAGGAUAAUUGCACUGCCAGUGAGCAGAAAGUGUGCGAGAGCUGCUGUGUUUUGUUGGAUGGCUGCCCGUUUUUUUGACAGACCUGGUUUUCUGUGUACACCACCAAGAGGAGAGAGAAGAUUUUAUUGGAUGCUGUCAGCCAGCCCGGUCAGGACUCUGGUCCUCCCACCCACCUGCUGAAGGUGUAAAGAUAUUCUUAAAUACUUUCUUCCAGAAGACUAUCUCUUAGAUUUAACUAUCCUCACUUGCAAAUGGAUGUCCUUAGGGACAUUCCCUGGGGGUUGGGGUUGGCAGCGAGUAGCAAUUUAGUACAAGUCCCAGUUAUAUGAGUGAGACUCACACAGCGCCAACCUUUGCCCCUCUCCCACCCCCCACUUCGAAGUCAAUCACUCAUGAUUUCAGUACAUUCACAAAGUAUUUAACCAUCAUCCCUAAUCAAUUCCAGAUCCAUGCUUUUCAAAAAAUAAUAAAUAUAACUUUAUGAAAUACAAAGGAUUUUGAAAUCAGGGAUGAGGGAGUUCCCAGCACCACUCCUAUCUAUGGCUUUGUCCCUACAUAGGAGACAGGGG
Mastomys coucha (southern multimammate mouse) is the source of this 3871-nucleotide messenger RNA. RefSeq names its product transmembrane and coiled-coil domain family 3 (gene Tmcc3). The transcript has 4 exons. Lineage: Eukaryota; Metazoa; Chordata; Mammalia; Rodentia; Muridae. Gene Ontology annotation, cellular component: endomembrane system. The coding region runs from base 815 to 2155 and encodes 446 amino acids. The record is from RefSeq and is a predicted model, not a curated record.